Messenger RNA from Helicoverpa armigera (cotton bollworm), 9696 nucleotides. RefSeq lists its product as uncharacterized. Lineage: Eukaryota; Metazoa; Arthropoda; Insecta; Lepidoptera; Noctuidae. Bases 445 to 6288 code for a protein of 1947 amino acids. The transcript is spliced from 36 exons. The record is from RefSeq and is a predicted model, not a curated record. Gene Ontology annotation, molecular function: protein binding.
GCAUGUCACAAUUCCCGCCAUUUCGCCAGUCCCGUGCCGAGCCUCACGCGACACGCACGCGGUUCGCGCUCCACACACACAAAAUAAUAUAAUGAAUAAAAUCUUGUGAAUCUAACAGAAAUUUGACAGUGAUUCCUGUAAAUUUUGCGUGUGAUCACCGACUUGGUUGAUCUCAGACGGUGUUUGACGGAAGAAGGAUCGCCGCCACAUUGUUUUCGCGUCCCACUACAACGAAACAACACUGCAAAAGUCCAAAAAACUAGUGUAAAGUGAACUAAAAUAAUGUGCAACGCAACAGUACGAUUCUCCGUUCCCGAAUCGCGCUCGGUCACCUUCGGCUGUUUCCGUGACAGCUGUCAAUGAGACACCAAGAUGGCGGAGAAGGUCAGCUGAUCAGAAAGUUGCCCGCGCCAGCCUCGCAGCAAGAGGCGAAUUAAGCGCAUCAUGCAGGUGUUUGGCGAAUGGGCUCAAGUGGAGGUGGUGGAGCUGGUGAACGAUGGGUCGGGGCUGGCGUUCGGCAUCGUGGGCGGCCGCUCCUCCGGGGUCGUCGUCAAGAGCGUGCUGCCGGGCGGCGUGGCUGACAGAGAUGGUCGUCUCCGCAGCGGCGACAUGCUCCUACGCAUCGGCGCGGUAUCAGUGGUGGGGAUGUGCGCGCGACAAGCUGCAGCAGUUCUGCGGCAGUGCGGCGCGUGCGUGCGUCUGCUCGUCGCGCGCCCCGCAGCGUCCAGCGGCGUGCCCAUGCCUGAUACGAGACAGACUAUGCAGCCUCUAGGAGCAACUCCAGCACCAGUAGUACCAUCACGUCUCCUAGCAGACCCCAUAGAGUUGGAGCGUCGGUUAUCAGAAGCUGGUCAUGAUGGAUUCGGAGCACUAUGUGAGGACACAUCACCACCGUCGCCGCCACCUACCAUCAUUGAAGAAAGGCUGCAUCAUAGGCCGGUGGCGUCGAUAGUGGCGGUGGUACCUCGCGGUGCGCUCGCGCCGUCUCCUCGCCCGCCCGCCUUCGUGCCGCCGCCGCCGCAGCCUCAACCACCACCUGUCAGGUUACCUCUAGACAUGGCAGUCAGAGGUACAGGAGAACCGGAGACACUCAGCUAUGAUGUGGAACUGAACAAGGACUCUGCACUAGGACUCGGCAUCACUGUUGCUGGAUAUGUUUGUGAACAAGAGGAAUUGAGUGGUAUCUUCGUGAAGAGUAUCAGUGAGGGCAGCUCCGCAGACUUGUGCGGCAAGAUACAAGUUAACGACAGGAUUGUAGAGGUCGAUGGAGUUUCAUUACACGGGGUGACGAACCAUCGCGCUGUGGCAUUGCUAAGGGAUGCCAAGGGACCCGUAGUACGGUUGAAGGCUUUGAGUAAUAACUCUUGUAGGUAUCUUCGGGGGGCGGGGUUUGAGAAGCUUCAGAAAGCGUUGGCAGCGCAAGAUGGACGGAGGUCACCGAUAGCUCCACCGAGUCCUUCCGUCACAUCGCUUGCCAAGUAUAGCUUUAGUGUGUAUGACGAAUCAACAGUAAUAGAAGCGGAACCCGAAUCAGAAAUCCUGCCUCAUCUCCCAUCACCCAUGUCACCUUCCGAAGAAGCAGAGAUUGUGAUAGGAAGAGAUGAUGAAGUAUCAGAGAGAGAGGCGAGAAGAAUACAGGACAAGUGGCGGGAUAUACUGAGGCAAGAGGCAGACUGGCCUGGACAUCAGUACCAGUAUGAUAUUGUGGUGGGCACAAUAAUAAAAGAGAAGGACAGCGGACUAGGCAUAUCCCUGGAAGGCACAGUUCGUGUGGUGGCUGGUAAAGAAGUGCAAGCGAGGCAUUACAUCAGGGCUAUAGCCCCGAAUGGACCUGUCGCCAGGCUUGGGAUGUAUAGGGUUGGAGAUGAGCUGCUUGAGGUAAACGGCUGGCGGGUACUAGGUGCUCAUCACGUCGAGGUGGUGACGCGGCUGCGAGCUGUGACGUCACCCGUCAUACUGGUGGUCGUGAGGAAGAGAGACCAACAGCCCAUGAUCAGUGAGAGGCUGUCUGAUGCUGGGUUUGCUAGGAGUAAUAUCCUAGGAGGUAGUCUACAAGACUUGCUAAGUCCUCCUCAGCGACUCAUCAAGGCGAAAUCUGAGAGUUCUGUGGCGUCUCUCUGCAGUGCUACCACUGUCAUGUCUGCUUCUCAUGAUCAUGAUGAAUUCUGCAGUGAGGAUCUAGAGCGAGUUCGUUCGCGAUCCCUGGAGCCCCUGAGCGGGCUCGCCAUGUGGAGCGAUCACGUCGAAUACAUCCAGCUGCUGAAGGAAGAUCGGGGAUUGGGAUUCUCUAUAUUGGAUUAUUUGGAUCCAUCAGAGCCCGGCAGCUCAGUGAUAGUAGUCCGUUCGGUGGUGUCGGGCGGCGCGGCGGCGCGCGACGGGCGGCUCGCGCCGGGGGACAGGCUCGUCAGCGUCAACGGGACACAUGUGGCGAGGAGUCCGCUUGCUCAUGCUGUGGCUGCCAUCAAGGGGGCACCUAGAGGAAUAGUGACGAUUGGCAUAGCUAAGCCUUUACCUUGCAGUACUGUGGUCGGCGGGGAGAAGGCCAACGGUCACAGCAUACAAAGCAGUCAGGAAUGUAUUAACUCCCUCGCGUCGGAUGAUCACACCGGCAUGGAUUCCUUCCACGAAUGUCUCCAAGAGUACGGAGAAGGUCUCGAAGUAGUACAAAUAUGUCUCGAACCUGAAGAAGCAUCUAUAAAGGAUGAUGAACUAUCAGCGUUAGGAGAUCUCAGCCUUGAAGAUUGUAAGAAAAUUAAAAGUGAUGUUAUUACAAAUUCGAAGUCCGAAAUCAAAAUCAAUGGAGUAACUGAGAUGAAGUAUUCGAAGUCAGAGGAGUCUUUAGAUGAACAUGAUGAUGAUAUGACAAUAACUGAAGAUGACGUCUUAGUUGCUCCUCGAGAACUUCCCGAUAUCAGAAGUAAAUCAGCUGAUAGGAAAGAAGAUGGCGAGCGAUGUUUGUCUAAACAACAGAGUAAAGAUAUUUCAACGUCAGACGAAAUGGUUUUCGCAGUCACUCCAACUGGAUUAGAAAGAAUAAGUUUUGACAAGUACUGGAAAGAAAGCGAUGUGAAAAUAGAUAAAGAAUUAGUUAAAGUUAAGAGUGAUGAAAGUUGGAAAGAGUGUCUCAACUCCCCAAACGAAGAUACGGUUAGUUUCUUCGAUGCAACCACAAGAAUAUCCGUCCAGGAAGAGAAUAGUUCCCUAUUGUAUAUAGAUCACGAGAUUGACGGUUACGAAACAUGUCUGGACGAAGACUCGUCAUCACAAAAGUGCACAGUAAAACAAGCUCGUAAAAUGAACGGGGAUACUGACAUCAAAGAUUUUAGUAAACACGAUGAAAAAAUAGCAUUUAAAAACAAAGACAACGAUGUAAGUGCCAAAAUAGUGAAGGAACAGAACACUGCCAAUACGAAGAGUUACGACGACGUCUCGUACCCGUACGUCCACGAACAUAUAAUAAAACAGAUGAAAUCAUUGAGGAUAGAACCUCUUAACGUAAACAUUCAUAAAAAGAAAAAGAAAGAUAAAAGUCCAACGAAACCGUCCAAACAGGAAAGAAUACAAUGCGUCGAGUACUACAACGAUCAAGCUGAAUGCUUGAAAGAGAUACGACAGAAGAAGUUAGAAGAAGAGGAGAAGAAGCACAAAGAAUAUAAACACAAGGAAAAGAAGCACACAGACGAACACAAGCACAAAGGGGAGCACAAACACAAAACUGAACACAAAAACAAAGACGAACACAAGAGGAACAAAGAAACAAGUCUAGUAGUUAUGGAGAAGAAGAACAACCUAACUCAAGAACCAAGUGAAGAAUCAACAGAUUUAGAAACGAACUAUGUGCCUGGUUGUCACAAGUGCUUUUUAGAGAACUAUGCCUACGCGAUUACUAAGGCGUAUAUGGCUGAAGCGAAUGCGUGUAAAUAUUGUGAAGUGAUACGGGAGAUGUUAGAAGUGCCUAAGAACUCUAACCGCCGGGGUUCGGCUCCGGCGCUGGUGAACUUGGACAGCUGUUCCGAGACUGAUGAAGAAGAUCUAUUGAUGGUGCCCAUGGUGAAAGAUAGGAGGAAGUCUGCGGGGAUCCUCAAGUUCCCUAGUUCGGCGAGGAGGCCUAGCUUCGGUCCGCCGACGAUGACGGUGACGGUAUCAUCGGAGCGGCGGGCGGACUCGCUGGCGGCGCAGCGCUGGGGGGCGCCUCGGCAGGUCACGCUCAAGCGCAGCCCUGGCGCUCCGCUGGGUGUCAGCAUCGUUGGUGGGAAGGUUGACAUAAUCUCCAACCGCGAUGGAGACGAUGGUGAGGAGAAGGCCAUAUUUGGCAUCUUCAUCAAAAACGUGGUGCCCGGCAGUCCUGCUGGUAACUGUGGAGAGUUACAGACAGGAGACCGUAUCCUGGAAGUGGAUGGCGUGUGCGUGCGAUCAGCUCAGCACGAGCGCGCCGUCCAGCUCAUCAAGGCGGCCGGUGAUACCGUCACUCUCACCGUGCAGAGUCUACUAGCAUGGAACACAGACUCUUCAGACGUGGAAGCCUCAAGCCCGGCCGCGUCACCCACCCCCUCCGCGCGCCGCUCCCCCGCCCCGCCUCAUCCUGACAAGACGCCGCAGCAUGAGAUCAAGAUAACAAUAACAUCAGAAGCUGACGUGGAGAAGGAAGCUGAUGGGGAAUCAGAGAAGCCCAAGGAAGAAGGUUCGAGUGAACCAAAGCCAGUAUAUUCUGACUCCGAGAGCAGUGACGAAGAGGAUGAACGGGAACUGCAGGGCAGGACUUACUCCGAUAAGGGAGUUGAGAUCGACCGCGCCUCCGCGGGAGCAGUAAAGCGCAGCAAAGAAGAGAAGGAGGCGGACCCAGAAGAAGAAGACGACUUCGGCUACACCACAAAUAAAAUCCGCAAGAAGUAUGCAGGUCUCGGAGACACGGUGGUGUCAGUCCGACUGGAGCGGUCCCCCCGAGGGGGGCUGGGCCUCAGCCUGGCUGGUCAUCGGGACAGGAGCAGGAUGGCCGUGUUCGUCUGUGGGCUGCACCCGGCUGGGGCCGCGGCUAAGGCCAGCCCGCCGGUCAAAGUUGGGGAUGAGAUUUUGGAGGUGAACGGCAUAGUACUCCACGGAAGGUGUCACCUCAACGCGUCUGCCAUCAUCAAGGGGCUGGUGGGACCUGUCUUCAAGAUCAUAUUGCUGAGGCGAAAAUCAGCGUUAGAAGAUGUAGCAGUGAAACCGCUCACUCCUGCGCAGUUCCCAGUCGCCCUAGAAGAAGAGUCGGAAGACCGGUUCGCUGGCUACAAAGGAGUACGAGAUAUCACCAUCAAGAAGGGUCCAUCUGGUCUGGGCAUCAUGAUCAUCGAGGGUCGCCACACGGAGGCAGGUCGAGGCAUCUUCGUGUCAGACCUGCAGGAAGGCAGCGCCGCAGAACAGGGAGGACUACAGAUUGGUGACAUGCUGUUAGCAGUAAACAGAGAUUCCUUACUGAACUGCAGUUACGAUGCUGCUGCAGCGAAGUUAAAGCAGACAGAAGGCGUGGUGGUGCUGACGGUGUGCACGCCCAACCUCAAGGAGCCCGGAGACGAGUCGCCUGGCGCGCCCGCCACUCCUGGAGCUGGCAGUGGUUCAGUAGGCGGUACAUCUCGUCCCGCCAGCAGGAACGCGGACGCUCUCGCUGCCAGCCGCCCGCAGACACCACGACCUGCACCCUCGCCGGUUAAAGUGGAACCACCCGCAGACCCUGCGACGGCACCAAUACUGCCAAACGUGGACACCGUCAUAGAGAUCAACUCCAAUAACCAAGUGUUAGGGUUACAGCUGCUAGGAGGCAGUGAUACGCUUAUUAAUGGUGCAUCAGCAAUAAUCCUGGACAUCUACAAGGACGGUGCGAUAGCGAAGGACGGUCGUCUGAAGCCCGGCGACCACAUCCUCGAGUGUAACGGCGUGCACCUCACCAAGGAGAUGGCGCACGAGAGACUCUGUCUUACCAUUAAGCAGAAGACUGCUAAGUUAAAGCUAACAGUGCACCGACCAGAGCCGAUCCGUUGGGAGGAGGUGGAGAUCGACCUCGCGCGCAAGGCGGGGCGCCCGCUCGGACUCGCGUGUGUAGCUCCGGUACAGGCACCAGGGGUCUAUAUAGGGAACCUGCUGCCAGGCACACCAGCAGAGUUAGACGGUCGGAUCCAACGCGGAGAUUUCCUCCUCGCCGUGGAUGGCAAAGACGUUUCCUCAGCAGACCUGAUCGCAGCCGCCACCGCACUCAAGCUCUGCGCCAAUAAGGCCACCAUCAAGGUCCGAAGGUUCAAGACCCUGAGGUAAGACCCUACGUGGACGAUAUGCGGAAAUUUGCAAUUUCGCAAAUGGUGUUUCCUAGCCUUAUGUUAAACGUUUUGGUGUCACUGUUUUGGAUGAGGAUCAGAGGAAUUGCGAUAGCUUGACUUCGCCAUUUUGAAAUUUUGACAGUUGACGUUUGAGCAGUUGACAGAUGUCAGUUUUUUUGUACUGACUGACAGUAUUUGUCAACUGUACCAAAAAACGGUCAGACUAUAGUUUGUUGAAGAUGUUAAAACGUAUGCAGAAAUGUGCAUUACCCUCUUUGCGUCUAAGCAAGGUUAUGGCGACUGUCAGAGUAUCGUAUUCACUCUUUUGGUAUUGAACGAAAGAUGAGUAAAAGUGAUAAUGUUGGUUGGUGUUGUAAAUAUGAAUUAGGAGGAAUUAUAAAGAUCAAUUAGAAAAUCAAAGCUGAAGAUAAGGUAUCUAACACCAUUGGUAAAAGGUUUUACCUGAAGGUAAUUAGGCACUUGUUUUCUUUAGUUAUUGGUGAAUGAUAAAUUAACCGCUGAAUAUAUUUUGUAAAACAUAAUUUAAGAUGCAGAUCAAACAUUUAUGUUUAUUUCUUUGUUGCAAUGUGUUUGGAGAAUGAGAUUACUCGAAUUAAAUGAAUAGUUUAAGAAUAAUACAAUUAUUUAACCAGUACUCGAAUAUAACAAUGUGAAGUACCUAUAAACAAUAGUUUAAAGUAAACUGUGACACCAAAACUAGGAUUACUAUAGAUACGAUAGCUUGCAGAUGGAAAUAAUAUUGCAAAGAGAUAAAAAAUCUGUUUUCUCGACAUUCAAAAGACCAAAAAAAUUGGUUCAUUACUAAAUUUCGUAUAUUAUCUUGAAUAUUUUUUUGAUCUGCAAAUAUAUCGUAAAAUAAUUUAGAUUAAACUCUAGGCCAAAUAUAUUAAUACUUACCUAGUUACUCAGUAGUUGACAUCGGGUGUCAACGUGAUUAGACAAUAACUUACACUCAUUCGAUUCCUUGUUUAACUAAUAUCAAAAACUUUUUGAAAAUUUUAAAAAAGAAACUAUUGUUUUGUUACUAAACUGUUAUGUCACUUUCAACUCUGAACCGUUAAGUUAAACCUCAAUUUUGAAAAUAGCUUAUUUCAAACGCCAUUUUGUUUUUCAAAUAAUUUAUUUCUGAUUCGUGUAAAAUAUUUUGUUCAUUCAUUUUUUACGUUAAUUUAGCUAAAAAUAAAUUGUAAAAAAUAGCUUUAGAGUUAAAUUAGAUCAAAAUUAUUUGCCAAGUUUAGAAUUUAGUUGUAAGAUGAUUUGAGAUUUAGCUUUGGUUUAAGGCCGAUAUAACCCUUGGUUUUUAGCCACAUUUUAGCUUAGAGAACACCUCAGUAUUUUAGAUUUGCAAUCUUAAAGUACACCUUAAUUUACAAGAGUUAAUUAAUAUUACACGGAUUUCACUUCAACUUUAGCCUAUGUAUUUAUUUUGAAAUUUCAAGUUUUUUUUUGUAUAAAAUCGUUCUAUGUUUUUUAUUUAUGUAAAAUAAAAAUUGAUUAUUUUUGCACUUCUGCAUUAUCAAGUACAAAAUAUUUAUUUUUGGCCAUAACGUUUUCAUUUAUUAUUUACCAUUUUUUUUUUCAUUUACUACCCAAAUUAAAUUGUGCCAGUAAACCGCAAUAAUUUCAGAACACACCUACCAAUACUGAAAUAAAGCUAAAUAAGAGUACAUUUAAAUCUAGUCGUAUUUACGUAGAUAUAAUGUAUGUGUAAGUUGCCUUUUAGUAUAGGCUUCAAUACUAACGUCGCUAGCGCUAGUCCCUAAUAGGAAAUAAUAACAAUAUUAAUAAUUUAGCAAAAAGAAAAUAUCCCUUGUCCUAGACAACAGCGAAAACUAAGCGAAACUUUAUAAAAUUGUGACCACAAACAUUAUGUAAAAAAAUGCAAGGGUGUCUACACAUCAAGAAGGACAGUUUUAUUUUUAAUAUUAUUUUUGUAGAUUUUGUUUAAUUUUUAUCAUGGAAACUGUCAAUUAAGUGGGAUUUAACGAUCAAUAAAAGACAGAAAAGCUUAAAUUAUGGGUGUGAAAAAACACAUUCUGUAUGAGAUACUUGUUUCUGUUUUUUUUUUGUAAACACAUUAACGAAAGGUUUUUUUAAUGAUGGUGUAGAUAAACAUAAAGAUAUAGGACGGUGUUCAAAGAGUUUUAUUCGUAAAUAAUUAUGUAAAAAAUCUAUUUAUCUUAAUCUUGCUGAUAGCUAAAUAUUAAAAAGCAAACUUGCAAGUUUUUUAAUAAAAUUAUAAAUAAAAUUUUGAAAUAAUGCAUUUAAAUAAAUGAAUGGAUUGCGUAGCAUAAUUCUAAAACAUUGUAAAGUGUAUAAAGAAUCUUAUCCCUUUUCAUAAUUACCUUAUAUUUAGAAAAAUGUACUGUUAGGCUUAAAAUUGUAGGUUUUCAUUCUUGUUUUAGUACAUACAUGACCAAUAUUCUUGAAGGACAUUGAACAAACAUCAAUGUAUUUUGAAAAGCUUUAGUUGGUCAUUUUGUACUAGAAACAUUAGAUUCGUAGCACGGCCUCACUUGUAGCUAAACCUUGUAUAAAUAGCAUUAUAUUUUUAAUAUCCUCAAAUGUUGUAUAACCUGUGCCACAAAUAAAAUACCUUAACCGUUUUUUUAUCAACAAAAAUUAGGAACAAGAGUAUUUUUUUAAUGACAUGUAUUGUUUUUUUAUUAACCUACAAACCUACUUAGUGAGCUAUUCAAUAAAUAAACUGUUUAUUCUCUUUAAGAUUCUUCAAUUCCAAAAAUAAUUAUUUGUGAACCUAUUUACCUAAGUAGGUACAUUUUCCAUGCGAAUAAAAUGAAAUCUCCAAUUUAAGUCCAAAAUCAUGGGUACCCCAUUAGAGUUCCAAUUUCAUCUUACGUUUAUCUACAGGGCUUUUUUAAAUAGGCUUGCUUGUAACUACCGUUAUAAAAAAAGUAUUAUUUCUUUUGGAAAUAAACUUAGUUUACAGAUUUGAGAAAACAAAUUGAGUGUGGAAUUGGAACAUUUUUGGACAAACCCUGGAUUGGCGGUGUGCUAUUUAUAAAACUAUUUAAAUAGUUAGAAUAAGUAGAAAUUUGUGAUCUUCAUUAUUAUAAAUAAUUAUAAACUCCUUACAGUUAUUGUAAAUGAUAUAACUUUAGAAUAUAAAAUGUAACUCUUUCAGUACUUAUUUAGUUAUGUACCCUUUUUCCUUGUCGUCUAAGAUUCGCCUUGAUAAAGUAAUUUAAACUCUAUUGUAAUGAAGUUUAGGUGUAUAUUAGAAUAGUUUCAGUUUUACUAGACGCGUUCUAGUGUAGGGACUUAAGAUUUUAAUAAAAUUUUAUUGUUGAGGUUUACCUAAUAUAUAAUAUAAACGGAAACUGUAUGAGAUAGCGGUCUGUAAUAAAACGUGCGCUUUUUUAAA